This is a messenger RNA of Seriola aureovittata, 6729 nucleotides long. RefSeq lists its product as uncharacterized. Lineage: Eukaryota; Metazoa; Chordata; Actinopteri; Carangiformes; Carangidae. The transcript has 17 exons. Gene Ontology annotation, biological process: regulation of apoptotic process. The record is from RefSeq and is a predicted model, not a curated record. Bases 336 to 6092 code for a protein of 1918 amino acids.
AGACACGUGUUGACUCUUGUUUCUUGCAUUAACUCUCUGAGUCUCAAAAGCACAAUUACACCCACUGGAGAGCUUCUGUUAUACAUUUUACUCCUGGUGGGUGUCUGGGUUUGAGUUUACGUUUUCUGGUCUAAAGGCGCCAUCUUGUGGAUGUGACUGAGAGCUCCUCCUCAUACAGGAUGUGACUUAAUGCAACGAAAGUGAAAGUAUGACAGAAAGUACUGAACAGAAAGGACGCACGCCAGUCAAAGUUACAAUGAGGGCUAAGAAAAUCUGUCUGUGACCCGGUGCCACACAGAUCAUUGAAGUUGGGUCUGUGUGCAGAACAAAUAGAAAUGGCUUGUUCAUCACAGUCUGCCUUAGACUAUGUCAGGCAAGCCAGAGUCCACCUUGUGAGAGAAUUAAAGCAUCUCUCUGUGAUUGUGGAGAACCUGUAUCAGCGUAAUGUUUUCAGUGAUGAAGAGGUUAUCAGAAUACAGGAAGAGAUUAAUGACUACGAUAAAACCAGAAAAAUACUGGACUUGGUCAUGAGAAAGGGGGAAGCAGCUUGUUACGAGUUUCUCAGGAUUAUUAACAUGACGAGGAAGAGGACCUUAGGGACGCCAUUCCUCUUCCCUUACAACAAGAGCGGAGCUUGGACUGAGACCAAGACGUUUGACCUGCACCACUGGAUCAGCUGCUAUUCCUUCAAGGAAGACACGCAAAUGGAUAUUAACUACUUACAAGGUUCACGGCCGUGCCACAGAUAUCAGGCAAAGCUGAAGUCAAAAGCAGGAAGAAUGUCAAAUGAGUUUUGGAAGGCAAACAAAUAUCUGUUCGAUGACAGCCACAAGCCUGAUCUGUCAUACACGCCACUGGUAUUAGACACAGAAGGAAGUGUUUCUACAUUUAAAAUAAAGAAAUCAAAGAGCAAGAAGAUGAGUCGCCCUCAAAAGCUAAGGAUGUACUUGCCUGAGGAGAAAUCAGAAAUUUCCCCCGGUGACCUGCUGAAAACAGAUAAAAACAUAGUCUUAGUUGGUAAGGCUGGAAUUGGAAAGACAGCACUCACUCAGGAAAUGUUGAAAGUCUGGGCAGAAAGCGAUAGCGAGGAGCUGGAUUACAUGUUUUACUUUGAUAUGAGAGAAACGACGUCCGACUUCAUGAGCAUGAGCUUAGAGGAUCUUCUUUUCAGUGUGUUCAGUGAACCAGACGAAGGCAAAGAAGAGGUUUUAGCUGAUAUGAAGAAGAACUCUGAAAGUGUUACAAUCAUUUUUGAUGGAAUCACAGAUCUGUCUUCAUCAGUGGUGCGGAGACUUGUAGAGAAAGACCUACUACCUGAUGCGAAAAUCAUCAUAACGUGCAGACCAGAUGACGAGGAGGACUUCUUCUCCUGGGACUCUCUCAGAGUGGAGGUGAAAGGCUUUAGUGAGCAGUCCAUAGAAACAUACUUGUCUGCAACACUCGGCGAACAAAAGAGUAAAGUUUGGAGCAACUUGGAGUUGUUAACACUUUGCUACGUCCCAAUGUAUGCAGUGAUGGUGGCUGCCUGCUUUUCAACAGAAGACCCACAGCCAUGCACUAUAACUGAAGUAUACAUCAGUAUUGUUCGUUUUUGCCUUCAAACGAAUAGCAACAAAACAAAAACCAGGCAUCUAGAGUCCUACAUCAACAGCAAGGGGAUGGAAAUACUGUCUCUGGCUGAGGUUGCUUUUCAAGCAACUGAAGGAAAAACUGCGAACUUGACCGAACUGCCCUGCAAAGACAGCUCUGUCCUUUCCUUCCUGAAACCACUUGUUAUCCAACGAAACUUUACUGAAAGAUAUGCCACACAUGCAUUUCUUCAUUACACAAUGCAGGAGUUUUUCGCUGCACUGUGGCUCUUGAAGAAUCCAGAUAAAGCGAAGGAUGUUCUUCAGCAGUGCCUGACGGAGGGGAUGAAACACAUGAGGCACCUGAUCCCUUUCAUGUGUGGAUUGUUGAGUGAGAAGAGCCCAAGUUUGAUGAAGUGUCUGAUUCCAGCGGAGGAGCUGAAGAAUACAUCUAACUGGUUCUUUAAAGAAAUGAUAACCACAUUUUCCCAUUGUCUGUGUGAGCAAGAUGAGGCUGAUACUGAGGACAGUGGGUCUGACGUGGACAUACUGUUCUUAUGCCGGUGCCUGUAUGAGUCCCAGUGUCCUGACGCAUGCAUCUACCUUCUGGACAAACUGGACUACUGUCUGGAUCUCGCUGGAGAGAGUCUUGAUCCUUACUCGUGCUAUGCCGUGGCCUACGUGGUCACUCAGUCAAAGGAGAAGAAAAUCCAGCUGAACCUUGAAGAUGUCAUGGUAUCAGAACAUGGAAUGAGAAGCCUGUUUGGAUGCCUUAAAAAUGUCCAAUGGUGUGAUCCUCUCCCACGGCAGCUGUGGAAGAUUUUCCUUCUCGGUGAGGGGCCGAUGGACCACAUCAGCUUACUUGCCCUUGAUGGAAAUCAGUUGCACCUUCCAGUUGAGGGUAAAAGACAGCUGUUUGAAAGAGCUGUUAAAGUCAUGCAGAAGAUUUCUACGAAAGUUAAUGUCUGUCUCUACUGGAACAGGCCGACUCCUGUCUGUCAAAGUCUAUGCGAGCUCCUCUUAGAGGCUUGGCCACACAUCAACUCACUCAGCUUUAGGAAGACCUAUAGAGGUCCAGGAUUACAAGACCAGGACCAGCACCAUGGUUCACUGGGGAGGGAAGAAAAGGGGCUGUUGCUGGACCUUUGCCUGAAAGCAGCACUUCACAAAGGAGAGAGUUUUCUCGGUGUAGUGAAUGCGCUCUUCUCAUUGUUUUCUGUUGAAAAUGACAACAGUAACAUCUAUCUUGAUUUUUAUCAACGUGUGGAGAGUGAGCGGUGUUCAAGUGUCAUUCCAAAACUGAGAGCACUUUUCCAGUCAGUUCCAGUCUGGUUCAUAGACCUCUCGGAGAGAAAGGCCUCCAUCCUCCUGGAGGUGCUGAAGCUCCAGUCAGAGAAGAAACAAGUGGUGUUGACAAGCUGGUCACAUGAAGACAGUGAAGUGAGGAGUUUCCUGCAGUGUCUGCCUUACAUCUCACAGCUCAGUUUCUCUCCCUGGUCAACAGCCUCAGAUCCAUCCAAGAUGUUUGCAAAUCUGUUCUGUGCAGCAGCAGAGAGAGAACAGCAGACAGGAGAGAAGAUCCUGGAACUGUUAUCCUCAGUGUGCAGACAUGAAACCUUCCCUUUUUAUGACACAAACAUGGAUAAUGAUCUUGUGAGGAAAGAUCAGUGUGAUUUUCAGCUGGAUCUUUUCUUCCAUGUGAAGGACUAUGAGACUAAAACAGGUCUGAGUGUCCUUCCAGCGUUACAGUCAGUUUUCCAGUCAGCUCCUGCAGUCUGGUUCAUAGACCUCUCAAAGAGAAAGUCCUCGAUCCUCCUGGAGGUGCUGAAGCUCCAUUCAGAGAAGAAACAAGUGGUGUUGACAGGCUGGUCACAUGAAGACAGUGAAGUGAGGAGUUUCCUGCAGUGUCUGCCUUACAUCUCACAGCUCAGUUUCUCUCCCUGGUUUACAGUCUCAGAUCCAUCCAAGAUGUUUGCAAAUCUGUUCUGUGCAGCAGCAGAGAGAGAACAGCAGACAGGAGAGAAGAUCCUGGAACUGUUAUCCUCAGUGUGCACAUAUAAAACCUUCCCUUUUUAUGACACAAACAUGGAUAAUGAUCUUGUGAGGAAAGAUCAGUGUGAUUUUCAGCUGGAUCUUUUCUUCCAUGUGAAGGACUAUGAGACUAAAACAGGUCUGAGUGUCCUUCCAGCGUUACAGUCAGUUUUCCAGUCAGCUCCUGCAGUCUGGUUCAUAGACCUCUCAAAGAGAAAGUCCUCGAUCCUCCUGGAGGUGCUGAAGCUCCAUUCAGAGAAGAAACAAGUGGUGUUGACAAGCUGGUCACAUGAAGACAGUGAAGUGAGGAGUUUCCUGCAGUGUCUGCCUUACAUCUCACAGCUCAGUUUCUCUCCCUGGUUUACAGUCUCAGAUCCAUCCAAGAUGUUUGCAAAUCUGUUCUGUGCAGCAGCAGAGAGAGAACAGCAGACAGGAGAGAAGAUCCUGGAACUGUUAUCCUCAGUGUGCACAUAUAAAACCUUCCCUUUUUAUGACACAAACAUGGAUAAUGAUCUUGUGAGGAAAGAUCAGUGUGAUUUUCAGCUGGAUCUUUUCUUCCAUGUGAAGGACUAUGAGACUAAAACAGGUCUGAGUGUCCUUCCAGCGUUACAGUCAGUUUUCCAGUCAGCUCCUGCAGUCUGGUUCAUAGACCUCUCAAAGAGAAAGUCCUCGAUCCUCCUGGAGGUGCUGAAGCUCCAUUCAGAGAAGAAACAAGUGGUGUUGACAAGCUGGUCACAUGAAGACAGUGAAGUGAGGAGUUUCCUGCAGUGUCUGCCUUACAUCUCACAGCUCAGUUUCUCUUCCUGGUUUACAGUCUCAGAUCCAUCCAAGAUGUUUGCAAAUCUGUUCUGUGCAGCAGCAGAGAGAGAACAGCAGACAGGAGAGAAGAUCCUGGAGCUGUUAUCAUCAGUGUGCAGAUACAAAACCUUCCCUUUUUAUCACACAAACAUGGAUAACGAUCUUAUAAGGAAAAAUCAUCUUGAAUUCCAGCUGGAACUUUUCUCCCACGUGAAGGACUAUGAGACUAAAACAGGUCUGAGUGUCCUUCCAGCAUUACAGUCAGUUUUCCAGUCAUUUCCCAGAGUCUGUGUAAAGUACGAGGCCUCCGACCCCCUGCAAGUGCUGAACCCCCAGCCAUUGAAGGAUGUGGGGUUGACAGGCUGGUCACCAGAAAUGUGUUCCAUGGAGAGUCACCACAAUAUCUCAGUACGCAGGGGCAAUAAAAUGGUGGUCAGAGCUUACAGAACAUCAAAUGACUCUGGUAUCGUAGAGGAGCCAAACACAGCAGACAUAAAUAUGGACGUAUCUGAGGACGACACAAAGCUGAUGACGCCUCCAUCAAGCUUCACGCCUAAACUGCAAACUGAAUCUACGGGAGUCUCAUACAGUUUCAGGUGUCCUGGUUCAGGUGGGUUCCAGUGUGCUUUAACUGGACUGGUGUUUGUUAUGGCGCGUGAGGCGGCGCUAUUCUACAGGACUGUCCAAUGGGAUGAGAGCCUCCUCCAAAGAGCUGGCAAGAUAGCUGCAGGGCCGCUGUUCGAUAUCAAGUGUCCUGAGGAAGCCGUCUGUCGGCUCCACCUUCCACAUUGUGAAACAAACCAUGCUCUGCUCUCUGAUGGCCUGCUGUCUGUAAUCCACAUCACUGAUGAUGGAAUGAGCGUCCUCAAACCACUGGAGAUCACAGACACUCAUGUGAUUGUCAAAGUCCCUCAUCUCUCUUCCUUUGGCCUAGCCUGGCCUUUUGAUAUUUUAUGGAGGUUGUGGAACGACAGGAAACUAAUCAGCAGCCAAGUUUUGUUGUUCCUCCGACCGCCCAACCCAAAAACACAGAGGAAAAACCUCAAUGUGUUUCUCCUGCCAAGAAACAUCCCCCUUGACGAGGUGAGCGUAAAACAGCGGAAUUCUGAUUACAUCGAGGCGCCAUCCAAAUGCAAACUCAUUAAAGAUCAGUGUUACUCUGUUCACUGUUCGCAGGCCUAUAAAAUACAACCCAACAAAGAGGAGUUUGACCUGGAUUUUGGACCAAAUUACCACCCAACAUUUGAGAUCCGCCUGCCUGCAGACACAGAAGAGGCGACUAUAACAGUCCGAGACCAAACAAAUGCAGUUGUCUGGGAGCGUGAAGUCGACCUGACUGGUGGUCCAAGAAGGGAAACUGUACAGAGGAGCGUCCCGGCAGAGGACUGCCUCGCAGGAGAGGACAGCCUCGCAGCAGAGGACAGCCUCCCAGCAGAGGACAAGCUGCUCUUAAUUCGGAGACAGUUUAUUUAUAGAGUGUCUGAAUCUGUUCUAAACCAGGUUCUAGAUAAACUUUUUGAGAGUGGCGUUGUAAAUGACGGCGAAAUGCAGUCACUCACACCUAAAAUCAAAACAGAAAAAGCCAGAGACAUGAUUGACAUCGUGCGAAGAAAGGGGACUCGAGCCAGCUCAAUUCUGAUUGCCGCUCUCUGUGAGGGGGACCAAUGUCUUUCCAAAGAGCUCAAAUUAAGUUGAAGCAGAAGUGUGAGAAGGAAUCUCUGUUUUACAGUCUCACAUUACUCACUGUAAUCUUUAACUGAGAUGUUUUGUCGGUAAAGUCUGUGUUUUUAAUAAGUGGACUUUGACUCUUAAAGUGAACCACUCAAGUUUGGAAAAAAAAAUCCCUCCAUACUUAUUAUAUAGUGCACUACUGUCCACCAUUUUAUCUCUUUAAAUAUGUGUGUACAUAUACUCACUAUGUAGAGCCCUCAAAAAACAAUACAAUGAUGUGAUCAUUUCCAAUGUGCGACUCAACAGCUGAUGGUGAUGAUCAUCUGUAAUUUUCUGAAAUCUGAAUUUAUUCUUCACCACAGAGUAAACAAGUGAACAAAAGAGUGAUUUCAGACAGUUUUGACGACACUGGAUGGAUGUCGAGCAGGAAAACAGUGACAUGGUGUCCUUUAACAUGAGGUAAAACAGACAGAUGCAGAUCUAUGGGCUCAAAUUAGGGUCAAAAAGAUUUUGUGCCAGUGAUGUUAUAUAUACAAAUUAUAUACAAAUAAUAAAAGUUUGUUGUUGUAAAUAGGCAUGAGAGAUUAAUUUUGUACUUUUGUAGAAAAUUUUUAUAUUUGUGGAAAACAACAACCUUUUAAUAAAAUAACUGAAAAACUGA